Solanum pennellii is the source of this 691-nucleotide messenger RNA. RefSeq lists its product as uncharacterized. The record is from RefSeq and is a predicted model, not a curated record. The transcript has a single exon. Bases 274 to 534 code for a protein of 86 amino acids. Lineage: Eukaryota; Viridiplantae; Streptophyta; Magnoliopsida; Solanales; Solanaceae.
ACUCAUUGUUUUAUGUAUGCAUUUUGGCGUUAUAUGCACAUCAUUCUGUGAUUUCUGCUAAGAGCAGAACUGUACAUUCUUAUCCAUCCUCUGUAACUGUAAUUUUGGAAAACCAUGCUCCAAAACCACGUGAAAGCUAAAAGCAACUAAUUUUAAUUUUAUUGAGACGCAUUUGCCUAUAUAUAUUGAGAAGAAGAAUCAAAUCCCUAAAAAUUCAACAAACACAGUCUUCGCAAAAAGCAAAUCAAACCUUCACAAUCUUGUAUUAGAAAAAUGAGUUCAACAAGCAGAGCAUGGGUUGCAGCAGUAAGCGUAGGAGUGGUAGAGGCACUAAAAGAUCAAGGAGUUUGUCGGUGGAAUUACACAAUCAGAGCCAUAAAUCAGCACGCAAAGAACAAUCUACGCUCAUAUUUACAGGCCAAAAAGAUGUCUUCUCAAUCUUCUUCUUCUUUGGUUUCUGGUAACAGUAAAGUGAAGAAAUCUGAAGAGUCUAUGAGAAAAGUCAUGGAUUUGAGCUGUUGGGGUCCAUAUUAGCAGUUAUAUAUAAUUACUAUCAUCUUUCUGUACGUAGGUUUUUUUUGACAAUAUUGUAAAUGAUUUUGAGAGCUUCGCCUAAAUUGCCCAAUCAAUGGGGAAAAAAAAAUUCUGCAAUCCCAAAUAUCUGGAAAUUAUACUUAUUUUUAAAAUAUUA